This is a messenger RNA of Uranotaenia lowii, 635 nucleotides long. RefSeq lists its product as uncharacterized. The coding region runs from base 10 to 522 and encodes 170 amino acids. The transcript has 4 exons. The record is from RefSeq and is a predicted model, not a curated record. Lineage: Eukaryota; Metazoa; Arthropoda; Insecta; Diptera; Culicidae.
CCGGACGAAAUGAACGAAUUUGAAAGAUUUCGUAAAAUCGGCUAUAUAUUUGCCUCUGUGUGCAGUGGACUGUCAAUUUUGGAACUCGUAAAGGGACUUUCGGCACUAGGAGGAGACAGCGAUUUCAUGCCAUUCCUUGAACUAUUAGUUGCAGCGUUAUGUUUAUUUUUUUGUACAGUCUUGGUCAUCGGAAUAAGAUUUCUGCUGGUACGAUGUGUCAAUGUUUGUCGGAUAUUUUUCAUCGUGCUGAAUAUUCUUAUGAUCCUCUAUACCGUGAUCGAUCAUCUAGCAAUGUUGAUGUUUCAAAGACGACGGGAAAAAGGAAUGGUUGCACUAUUUGUAGCAACUUUGCUAUUGAUUGUUGUUUUCAUCGUCCAGCUCUGGAUUUUAAGGGGAGUUCAUAAAUACGUUUCCAGCGAGAUCAAGCUUAAACUGGACCAGAAGAAGGAAAAAGUUGUAGAAAGUAAUAGCGAUUCAGCGGAAGUACAAACUGAAAAUAAGAUAUCUCCAGAUGAAGUGUAGCUAUUGAGAUGAAGCAUUUUACUCACAAUUUUCUUAUAUUUGACCAGAGUUUGCCAGAUCGUAUAGCCAAACACUACAGUAUUUAUUAACUCAGCAAUAUCAAGUAACUCGUU